Molecule: messenger RNA, 618 nt
Organism: Talaromyces amestolkiae
Lineage: Eukaryota; Fungi; Ascomycota; Eurotiomycetes; Eurotiales; Trichocomaceae
Exons: 1
Coding region: 1-618 (205 amino acids)
Molecular function (GO): peroxiredoxin activity
Source: RefSeq, a predicted model, not a curated record
AUGCGUCUUCCAUACGCCCCGUCAACUGCAGAUAAUCAGACACUGGAGGUGCAGGACAUAUAUGCCCGUAUAGCAGCGAGACGUCUUCCCCGGCCCCUUAUUCCUCUCGACUUAACCCUCCUACAUGCGCCACCUGUGGCUGAUGGCUAUAAUAGCUUUGUUGGAGCACUUCGAACAAAGACAGUGAUUGAUGCCGGUCUUCUGGAAUUAUCCAUCAGCCGGGUAGCAAUUUUGAAUCAGGCCGUCUACGAAUGGAACAUUCAUGCACCACUAGCCCUCAAAGCUGGUAUCAAACCUGCCGAAUUAAACGAGGUCCAAAAACUUCCUUCAUAUGCCGAAUUGAGUAACGUUGAGGAUGUGUGGAAAGCUUGGCAGGAAACAUGUCUCGACGUGAGACAACGGGCGGUUGUGGCAUACACCGAUGAGAUGACCCAGAAUGUUGCGGUCAAAGACGAAACUUUCAAGCUUCUUAGGGAUGUCGAAUUCUCAGAUCGUGAGAUCCUCGAGUUGACCACGACUAUUGCGGGAUACAAUUGUGUUAGUCGAAUUCUUGUUUCUUUGGAUGUAGGGGAGAACAACGGGAAGGAGAUGAAGAGCGUGGAAAGUAUGGUGAAUUGA